Molecule: messenger RNA, 1470 nt
Organism: Diaporthe amygdali
Lineage: Eukaryota; Fungi; Ascomycota; Sordariomycetes; Diaporthales; Diaporthaceae
Product: pre-mrna-splicing factor prp46
Exons: 2
Coding region: 1-1470 (489 amino acids)
Biological process (GO): mRNA splicing, via spliceosome
Cellular component (GO): Prp19 complex; precatalytic spliceosome; catalytic step 2 spliceosome
Molecular function (GO): protein binding
Source: RefSeq, a predicted model, not a curated record
AUGGCGGCCGACGUUUCUUCGACCGGCCUGGAGUCCCUCAUCUCGAAGAAUGCAAGGGCUACGCGGCUCGCCUAUGCAGAUCCAACAGGUCGCAAGCGUAUACGCCUCGAUCCCUCAAUCGAUCCCGAACCCGAAGCUGACAAGGACGCCAUCUCGCUGCGCCUACACGCCGAGUACAACGAUGUCCUAACACUACCCGCGCCCCUUGCUGCGAAGCAGGCUGCCGCGGCCGGCGCAAGGAAGAAGGCGAAGAAGACACCCGGGGAAGCAGCACCGACACCAGCCGAGGAAAACACCAGGAAGCUGAUUGAGGGGAUACCAUCAAAGGCGCCAAAUGGGAAGCCAGGAGCUGGGCCACAAUCCAACGCGCUCGUGCGCCGAACGCCAGGCGCACCAGGCGCGGGUGGCGCUGGUGACAGAGGCCAAGGAGGCACACAGACAACGAGCCUGAUCCGCAUGUCAGAAGCCGUGAAUGCGCAACCCAAGCCAGAGUGGCACAAGCCAUGGAAGCUGCACAAGGUCAUCUCAGGCCAUCUGGGGUGGGUGCGCAGCGUCGCGGUCGAGCCGAACAACAAGUGGUUUGUGUCAGGCAGCGGUGACAGAACAAUCAAGGUGUGGGAUCUGGCAUCUGGGCAGCUGCGGCUGACGUUGACGGGACACAUCAGCACAGUUCGGGGCCUGGCAGUGUCACCGAGGCAUCCAUACUUGUUCUCAUGUGGCGAGGACAAGAUGGUGAAGUGCUGGGAUCUGGAAACAAACAAGGUCAUUCGGCACUACCACGGACAUCUCUCGGGCGUCUAUACUCUAGCACUGCACCCUACGUUGGAUGUGCUGGUCACAGGUGGUAGGGACGGUGUUGCAAGAGUAUGGGACAUGCGGACUAGGAGCAACAUACACGUCCUGAGCGGCCACACUGGCACGGUCAGUAGUUUACUCUGCCAGGAGGCCGAUCCUCAGGUCAUCACAGGUUCUCUUGACAGCCAGUGCCGGAUGUGGGAUCUUGCUGCAGGCAAGACUAUGGGCGUCUUGACUCAUCACAAGAAGGGCAUUCGUGCUCUGGCAUCACAUCCAUCUGAGUUCACAUUCGCUACCGGAAGCACCUCCAGUAUUAAGCAGUGGAAGUGCCCCGAGGGCGCUUUCAUGCAGAACUUUGAGGGCCACAACGCCAUCAUAAACACGCUGUCCGUGAACAACGAUAACGUCCUGUUCUCCGGGGGUGACAACGGCUCUAUGAGCUUCUGGGACUGGAAAUCUGGCUACCGUUACCAGGCCAUGGACACCAUUGCACAACCCGGAUCGCUCGAUGCCGAGAAUGGCGUGUUUUGCUCCACAUUCGACCACUCUGGAUUGAGACUCAUCUGUGGCGAGGCGGAUAAGACCAUUAAAAUAUGGCGGCCAGACGACGACGCGACGCCCGAGACUCACCCGAUUGAUUGGAAGCCUACCUUGCAGCAGAGGCGGCGAUUCUGA